This is a messenger RNA of Vigna radiata var. radiata (mung bean), 1542 nucleotides long. RefSeq names its product RING-H2 finger protein ATL40. The transcript has a single exon. Lineage: Eukaryota; Viridiplantae; Streptophyta; Magnoliopsida; Fabales; Fabaceae. Bases 283 to 1047 code for a protein of 254 amino acids. The record is from RefSeq and is a predicted model, not a curated record. Gene Ontology annotation, molecular function: transferase activity. Gene Ontology annotation, biological process: protein ubiquitination.
AUGUGAAAAGCUUUUAUAUUAUACAUUAAAGUCAAUUAUUGAACAUAUUUAAAUGGAAUAUUUUAAAUUUGAACAAAAAGAAAGAAAAAGAAAAAGAAAAUCACUUAACUAAGUUGUCCCUAUUGUAUGAACCAACCACAUAGGAUCUUGGAAUGUUCUUCACCUUCAAAUGCAUAACAUAACAUACGAAACAAAGUUUCAUUCUUCACUCAGUUCUUUUCUUCCAUCACACAGAUACCCUUUCUCUCUUUUCUUCUUUCUCUUUCUCUCUCACCCGAAACCAUGGAUAUCUUCCGCAAUGAUCAAGAACACGACCUCCCAUAUGUUCAAAACACUGACGAUUCAGACAACAACACCACCAACGAAAACAAAAAGAUACUCUACAUAUCCAUGGUUUCCUUCACGCUUGUCUUGUUCCUCGUCUUCUCCCUUUACGUCUACGCGCGCUGCAUGCUCACGCGCCGAUCUCGCCACCGUGCCUCCGUUCGCCGACUCAGCCUUGCAGCCCUUCAUGUCUCCGACGUGGACGCUGCAAACCGGAGGAUUGAAACAGCAAAUACAGGACUCGAUCCUGGUAUAGUAGCGUCGCUGCCAACGUUCACCGUGAAGGCAAAGGUUUUAAGAGAUAGUAGCGGUGAUAAUAAUAACAGUGGCGGUGGUGGUGAUGCUUCAUCGGUAAUGGAGUGUGUUGUGUGCUUGAAUGCUCUGGAAGGUGAAGAAAAAGUGAAGCUGCUACCGAACUGUAACCACUUUUUUCAUGUGAGUUGUAUUGACAUGUGGCUUGGUUCUCACUCCACGUGCCCUCUUUGUCGGGCCGAGGUUAAACCUCGUAUCCAACCACAUGAUCGUGAAGGUCCUGUUAGUCUUGCUCUUGAUGAUGCACCACCUCCUAUGAUUGAUGAUGGUGAAUCUUUCAAAGGUAAUGGUUCGAAUUCACGGUUGAGCUCUUUUAGAAGGAUGCUUAGCAGGGAAAGAUCUUCCAGAAGAGUCCAACCGAAUGGCCAUGAUGAGGAAGGUGGUGUUGAUCAUGAUUUGGAGAGACAAUGAGUUUAUGGUAGGUUGUCUUUAUAAUUUGUGUUCUUGGUUUUCUCAUCAGUAAUGCACAUAUAGAAGGAGAAAUAUACAAAUACUUGUUCUUAAAUUGGAGUUGUUUUUUCUUUUUUGUAUUGAUCUUCAAUUGAAAUUCAAACUCCAUGUUUUUGUGAAGUAUGCAAGUAAAAGUUUGUAUGAAACACCAACACAGGUUAAUAAGAUGAAGUCGUAUGUAUAUAUAUAUAUCUUUCAGAACAUCAGAAAAACACUUUACAAAAGGUAUUAAGUUUUUUCUUUUAGUUAAUUUACUUUUUUACGCGUUAUUAGUUGAAGUUGAAGAGAUUUGGUGUUGAAUCACCAACUUGUAGAUUGUCUGUAUUACUGAAAACUAUAGGGUAGACCAUGUAAGCUUCUUUUGGCUUUUGGUUUCUGUCAGUGAGUGGUUAAUUAGUUUCUUUUUUUGGGAAAUUGAUCAAGAUUCUGAAUUUCUAGAUUUGAUAUUUGAUAUUG